Molecule: messenger RNA, 3129 nt
Organism: Acanthopagrus latus (yellowfin seabream)
Lineage: Eukaryota; Metazoa; Chordata; Actinopteri; Spariformes; Sparidae
Gene: soul5l
Product: heme-binding protein soul5, like
Exons: 7
Coding region: 371-1420 (349 amino acids)
Cellular component (GO): cytoplasm
Source: RefSeq, a predicted model, not a curated record
GCGGGCUGGUCUCCAUCAUGUCUGCAGAUGAAGGGUUAAUGAUGGCGGAUUCCUGAUCAGACUUCGUCGUGUCGCUGCAGCAGCAGCACGCUGGAGGUGAGCCUCUCUGUAACUGGCACACAUCAUCCGUCCGGGGUUGGCUGCUCCGCUCGUUGUGCAGCCCCGUGCCAGCUCGGCCCCUCCCUCCCUCCUGCAGCGAGCUUCAGGCGGACGCUGGUCCUCACUGCAGUCCGCAGUGAAAAACCCACCCGGCGCCCGUCAGAGCGCAGCAGACUGCAGUCUCCAUCACACUCCUCCACCACCUCCUCCUCCUCCUCCUCCCUGCGCUCCCCUGGCAGGUGGAAAGGACACACCGACACCGGCCGGGACAAUGGAUUUCCUCUCAGUCUUGGCCUUCUUGGCCCUGGUGGUCUCUGCAGAAGGGAGCGUUGGACCGAGUACCAACAACAGCUUCUGCACAGAGUCAAAGGAAUGUCUGGAAUAUGAGCUGGUCUGUAAAACAGAUGAGUAUGAGGUGAGACACUACAGCCCCACUCGCUGGGUGUCAACAGAUGCUGAAGCCUACUUCAUGGGCGUGGGUGCAGCCAUGGCCUUCAGGAGACUCUUCCAGUACAUCACUGGAGCCAAUGACGGAGGUAUCCAGAUGGAGAUGACCGCCCCCGUCCUGGUCAAGAUCCCAGAGGAGACCAAAAUGUGGGAGCCGGCUGUCUACACGCUCAACUUCCCGCUGCCGGCAGCCUAUCAGGACAAGCCGCCUGCGCCCACCAAUGACAAGCUGUAUUUCACAGAGAUGCCAGAGAUGGACGUCUACGUGAGGAGCUACGGCGGCUGGAUGCUGUCGGUCACCUCCAGGCUUCACGCUCACCUGCUGACUAAAGAGCUGGAGAGAGUUCGAGCUUCCUACAACCACAGCUACCACUAUGGAGUCGGCUAUGACAGUCCCCUGAAGCUGCUGAACAGGCACAAUGAGGUGUGGUAUGUGGCCGAGGGGCAGCCGAUCUGCACAGAUCCACAGGAGCCGACCCCGGCUCACACUCCCAGACCCGCUCAGACCGGCUCGCCCACAGACUCUGCGUCCGAGCCUCUCCCACACACUCUCUCUGACUCCCCCGCGCUCUCUCCCGCCAACCUUUCCUCAAACACAACAUCCAACUCCUCACAAACGCCCUCCGACACCCCAGCUCUCCCCCCCUCCGAUGCUCCACCCAGCCCUUCAUCCGACAUGCUCGCUGAUGCCCCGUUCAGCCACACCCCCACCACGGCUCAGAUCCCGCUGGACGCAACGACCAACUCCUCCGACCUCGUCUCCGUGAGCCCGUCCCUGGAGCCCCAGUCUGACGCUGGCCUGUGGAACAGCACAGCCCACAGCUCCCCUGAUACUGACAGUCACCCCAAGGUCGAGCCAGAUGACGCUCAUUAGCAGCACUGAUGUAAGCAGCUACUCCAGGUUUAAUAACAAGGAGUCUGAACAGAAAAGAAGCAGUGGAGGGAGGUGGGUGAUAGAUGGAGAAGCUGCUUCCUUCCUCCUAAUCUCUUUAUUCCUACGUAUUACACCAACUCCUUCUUAUGGCACUUAAUGUUUAACUAUAUGUUCUAUCACAGCUUUGCACCAGCAGCUUCCCGUAACAGCGAAACACACGCUUUGUCCACUUUGUCGCUCAUAGAGUUAAGUAAGGUGUUUGUGUUAGUUAGAAAGUUAGAGUCCAUGGUUAUUGUGUUGUUUGAACCGGCUACAGCUGAAGGCGGGGACAGAUGCCGUUUAACGUCUGUUUAACGCUAAAAACUAACACAGCAUCUAAUAAUACGACUUCAGUGGAAAUCUGUAACUGGUGUGUGCUGGGACUAACCACAGUAUAAGAUGAUGUAUCAGAGGAAACUUAACAAUCAUAAUGUGUUCUAGCUUCGCCUCUAAAUGGAGUUUGAUGCGGUAAUUAGUGAUUUCUGUCAAUAGUUUCCAGCCAUAACAUCCUUCCAGCUUCUACUCUCUGUUUUUUAUUCGUGUCGGUUAAUUUGAUGAUAUAUGUGGCAACAUGUUGGUGAAUCAUUAUAACUUCAGUGUGCAACAUUUACUGGGAUCUUUGGAGCAGCCUUAAACCUGAUUACUGACACCGUAAGGCUCUUAAGAACAGUACAUUUCCCCAAUUACUAUUAUUUUUCUUUAAUAAAACUUCUUGCUAGUAUUUGUGCUCAAAAGUGCCUGUAAAAAACACAUUUUGCAAAAGUCGUUGUCCCAGUAUUUUUCAGGUAAUCCAGCAAGUUGAUCAUAUUUAGUGAACACUCCAACAAUAAUAUAAUCUGAGAUUAUGCCACAAAACACAGUUUGCUGUAAAUCACAAAAUGGCUCAUGUACAGUUUCACUCCUCAUGGCUCGGCAAUAAAGAAUAAAAAAGAACAGCAAUAAAUGUUUUAACAUCUCUGAAUCACUAUUCACACACACUUUCUGAAUCUAUUCCACGCAAGUUAAAUGCAAACCUAAGUGGAGAAACUUCAACCAAAAUGUUUCAGGAAUGAAUAAAAUGACAGUUUUUCUUGAGACAACAGUGAGAUUAAAACAUAUAAGCAGCUCUGGUUCCUUUGAGUACUGUGAAUACCUUUUCCCCUAAAAGUCAAUGUUUUAUUCAUGUUUCUGAACAUUAUAUUUAAAAGUAUCCUGUAGCGUUUCUGAGGACUGGUGGUUCUGUUGAGUGCUGUUGUAGUCCUCAAUGAUUUCUACUUGUAUAUGGGCACAAAGUCGGGGCUGAAGUGAAGCACGAAGAGCCACGCGAGCCUUUAAAGCAGGAGAAAACAAAACAUCUUAACAAUGCAGGACUCAAAAAACCCAGAAAAGAUGCUGAAUGUUAACAAAAACCUUUGUUAGUUUCCACAGAAAAUCCUGCAGGGUUCUUUUAAUUCUUCUGCCCUGAUGCUAAAUCUUGGACAUACUUUGUAAAUAUCUGCAUCUAAGAAAAUCAGUCCCUAAUCUUAAUCUUUAUUCUGCUCAGACUGCCCCAAAGAUCCCAAAGACUCACGUCUGAUCAACCGAUGCAAUAUGAAUUACAUCAAUAAAUUAAAAUCGUUCUCUAUCUAUGCGUAUCUGAGCUACAUACUGUAUGUUCUGAGGAAGGUGCAAUAAAGAACCAAAACAAGAAA